ACACACACACACUCCGACCCAGACAACCCACUGCACUUUCCAGACGCCCACCUCCUAGAUACUCCCCUCCCCUAAAGAGACAUUCACCCACUCACCAUCUGUAGCCUCCUUCCGCCCCCCGCCCCGCCCGCUUAGCCAGCUCCCCCUACCCAAGAAGCAGACCUACACAGURGGAGGCAGGGACCCCCGCCAGACGCGCGGGUCGUGCGCGCCUCACUGACCUCGGCCCGCCCCGCCAGGAAACUAACAAAGACAGGCGCGAGCCCUGAGCCCGGGAGCGGCGAGCGGUGGCCGCGGGGCCGGCGUGCCUGGGCCGGGCCAAGCGAGCGCUAGAAGGGGCGCUGCUCCGGAGUCAGGAAGCCGCGGCGCCGGAGUAGGUGCAUCUCUCGCCGCCGGUGCAGCUCGGAAGCCGCAGGCACCAUGGGGUGCUGCACCGGGCGCUGCUCGCUCAUUUGCCUUUGCGCUCUGCAGCUGCUCUCGGCAUUAGAGAGACAAAUCUUUGACUUCCUUGGCUUCCAGUGGGCACCUAUUCUUGGAAAUUUUCUACAUAUAAUAGUGGUCAUAUUGGGUUUGUUUGGAACUAUUCAGUACAGACCUCGAUACAUCAUGGUGUAUACAGUGUGGACUGCCCUCUGGAUCACCUGGAAUGUGUUCAUUAUCUGCUUUUAUUUGGAAGUAGGUGGCCUCUCUAAGGAUACAGAUCUGAUGACAUUCAACAUCUCUGUACAUCGGUCAUGGUGGAGGGAACAUGGACCUGGCUGUGUCCGGAGAGUGCUUCCUCCGUCGGCCCAUGGCAUGAUGGAUGAUUACACCUAYGUUUCUGUCACAGGCUGCGUCCUGGACUUCCAGUACCUGGAGGUCAUCCACAGUGCCGUCCAAAUACUCCUCUCAUUGGUUGGCUUUGUGUAUGCCUGUUAUGUGAUCAGCAUUUCCAUGGAAGAAGAAGACACCUUUGAUUUCAUAGGUGGACUUGAUACACACUCCUACUACCAGGAUCAUGUUGAGUUAAAGCCUGUUAAACCUGCCUUUAUGUUGGAUUCCCUUGAACCCGACUCCAUGAUACCAUCUCACACCCCACCCCCAGAACAGCUUGAAGAACUAGCCAACCUGCUGUGCUAA
Messenger RNA from Urocitellus parryii (Arctic ground squirrel), 1119 nucleotides. The record is from RefSeq and is a predicted model, not a curated record. Lineage: Eukaryota; Metazoa; Chordata; Mammalia; Rodentia; Sciuridae.